GUUAAUCUCUAUCAUCACAUUAACCUACAUUUGUAUCUAGUCGUCCCGGUCCAUCUGGCGACGACAACCCCCGAAUUCUCACAAUGGCGACCGAAGAUGCUCGUUAUAGACAGUCGAGCCAAUACCGUCUAUGGUCAUUCUCUCAACCUCACCUCGCCACCCUCCGCGAGAAGACUAAUGCCCUCGCCCGAUCUCAUAUUUCCAAUCGCUUGCGAGCGUCAAACCCAUCCACUCCUGCCGAAUCCCUGCCUGAAUUCAUGACACCCUCCGAAGAGUACAAGAUUCUCAACCACUUUACAGUUGAACUUUUGCGCGCCGCCUCGUUUUGCAACCUCCCCACCGAUAUCCAAGCCACCGCCGCCAUCUUCCUUCGCCGUUUCUAUCUCACUAAUAGCGUUAUGACCUAUCCGCCACAAGAGCUUAUGAAGACUUGCCUAUUCUUUGGGUGUAAGGCUGAAGGUUAUUUCAUUCGAGUACAGAAGAUAGCCGACACUUUCCCCAACACCACAAGCGAGAUGAUUCUAGCCGCCGAAUACGUCCUGUGCCAAGGCAUACGUUUCGCUUUCGAUGUCAAGCACCCAUUCCGUGCUCUGGAGGGAGCCAUCAUGGAGCUUAGAAGACUAGGCGCAUUCGACGAGGACAGAGUCAACAAGGCCCACGAGAAAACUAGAGCUAUCUUGAAAUUCAGUCCCCUAGUCACCGACGUCUAUUACCACUACACGCCAAGUCAGAUUAUGUAUGCUGCUCUAGCAAUGGUGGAUGGAGAAUUGGUGGAACGAAUGCUCACGGAAGCUUUCACUGAUCAGAGCGAUGAGAUCAAGGAGAAGAUAUUAGGUGUGAUACAGUCAUGCAAGGCUAUGCUUGAGGAAGAACCUCCGGAGAAGAUGACCUCCUACUGGGAAGAUAAGGAGAUCGUUAAAGGCGUCAAAGUCUUGAGAAGAAAACUCGCUAAGUGCCGAGACCCCGAUAGAGUCGAUCUUGUUGCUUUGCAGAAAGUACGUAGGGCACACGCAUCGCAGAAACCGAAGGCGAAAGGAAGUGCCAACACAGACGAGAACGUAUUCGGAAAUGCUAUCAACGACGAGCGCGAGUCUAAGAGGCGAAAAGUUGCUGCCAACGGAGACGACUUAUUUGGACCGCCUCUAUAAAUAAAAAAGUCGAGCAUAAUGAUUCGUCAACAAACCAUACUCUUCACACUAAUCACGCAAGCUAGCCGACUUUUCCCUGCGGAUAAUAGGUUGACGUAGGCUGGCAUGAUGGAUUGAUAGGGCACAAUGGGAGAGAUAUUGCUGACAAUGUAUC
This is a messenger RNA of Annulohypoxylon maeteangense, 1302 nucleotides long. Its product is annotated as cyclin mcs2. Lineage: Eukaryota; Fungi; Ascomycota; Sordariomycetes; Xylariales; Hypoxylaceae. Gene Ontology annotation, molecular function: cyclin-dependent protein serine/threonine kinase regulator activity. The transcript has 2 exons. Bases 84 to 1148 code for a protein of 354 amino acids. Gene Ontology annotation, cellular component: transcription factor TFIIK complex; nucleus. The record is from RefSeq and is a predicted model, not a curated record. Gene Ontology annotation, biological process: regulation of transcription by RNA polymerase II; regulation of cyclin-dependent protein serine/threonine kinase activity.